Talpa occidentalis (Iberian mole) is the source of this 2645-nucleotide messenger RNA. It is a transcript of the gene NXPH2, whose product is annotated as neurexophilin 2. Lineage: Eukaryota; Metazoa; Chordata; Mammalia; Eulipotyphla; Talpidae. Gene Ontology annotation, molecular function: signaling receptor binding. Bases 104 to 898 code for a protein of 264 amino acids. The transcript has 2 exons. The record is from RefSeq and is a predicted model, not a curated record.
CCGCGCUGUGUCCCUGGCGUCCUCAGUCCUGCCCCCCGAAGUGGAGAUGCGCGAGAGGCAGGCGAGGGCGCGCAGCUCGUGAGACGCCGCGCCAGCCGGCACCAUGCGCCUGCGGCCGCUGCCCCUCGUCGUGGUCCCCGGCUUGCUGCAGCUGCUAUUUUGUGACAGUAAAAAGGUGGUUCAUGCCACGGAGGGGCUGGAUUGGGAAGACAAAGAUGCUCCAGGGACACUGGUUGGAAAUGUGGUGCACUCAAGGAUCAUCAAUCCUUUGCGCUUGUUUGUUAAACAGUCUCCCGUGCCAAAGUCCGGACACUUGGCUUAUGCAGACAGCAUGGAAAACUUUUGGGAUUGGCUGGCUAACAUCACGGAGGUUCAGGAGCCAUUGGCAAGAACUAAACGGAGGCCAAUAGUAAAAACAGGAAAAUUUAAGAAAAUGUUUGGAUGGGGCGACUUCCAUUCCAACAUUAAAACUGUUAAACUCAACCUCCUCAUCACAGGGAAAAUUGUUGACCAUGGAAAUGGAACCUUCAGUGUUUAUUUCCGACAUAAUUCCACAGGCCUGGGCAAUGUUUCAGUGAGUUUGGUUCCCCCUUCCAAAGUAGUGGAAUUUGAAGUGUCCCCACAGUCUACUUUGGAGACCAAGGAAUCCAAAUCUUUCAAUUGUCGCAUUGAGUAUGAAAAAACAGACCGGGCAAAGAAGACCGCCCUUUGCAACUUUGACCCGUCAAAGAUCUGCUACCAGGAGCAAACUCAGAGUCAUGUUUCUUGGUUGUGCUCCAAGCCCUUCAAGGUCAUUUGCAUUUACAUUGCCUUUUACAGUGUUGAUUAUAAACUUGUGCAAAAGGUCUGUCCUGACUAUAAUUACCAUAGUGAGACACCAUACUUAUCUUCUGGAUGACUCCUUCCACAGUGAUAGAAAUGACACACAAGUAUAUAUUUAAUUAGAAUGACCAGGAAACAAGCCCAACUCUUCAUGGUAAAGGAUCCCUUUUGUUUCUGGCAGUGAAUCUUAGUUCCCUACAAGGUUUCCAAAUUAAAAAAUGAAGAAACAUCUUUUAAUGUGAACUGUGUUUGUUUCAAUCAUAAGUACCUUAAUCAAAAGAGUUAACUGUCUAUGAAGCUUAUGCUUUCAAGUAGGAUGGCUAAGUGUCCCAGAAAUGUUGUUUCUCUAAAAGAAGCAUCAGUAGGAGCCACAAAAUAAAACAAGAACGAACCAAAUUAUGCAUGUGAUACAUUGCUCUUGAAAUGAGCCUGCCUUUGAAAUAUGUUUUGGAAGGUUACCAUAAAAAUAGCAAUUUCAGUCAAGUAACUGAAAAGAUUGUAUUUGAUAGAUAACUCGCAUUUCUGACAUUGAAUUCUUUUUUCAUUGCUGUCUUUUUCCUUACAUCUGUGCUGUUAUUGAUAUCAGAGAUGAGGGAUUAAAAUUUGUUUCAAAACUCAUGUGUGAAGUUACAGUGCCAGAGUGGAACGAAAUACAUUAUUAUUUGAGCUAGAGUUGAAUGGAAUGUGAUUUAAACACUUAGCUCUGUGUUGGUCACCAUUCUUAUGAUUCUCAUCUGACUAGGAAUAUUGGUGUGUUGGGGAAGCAAAUCUGGAAAAAUUAUAAGUCAGUUCAACAGUAAUGAAGACCAUGUUUUAUAUUCUUUUGCCAAAUAUAAUGCUGUGAGGUGGCUUAAAAAUAAUAAAUUUGUAUUUACCCUAUAACUUCAUUCUAUUCAUUUGAUAGUGUGAUUUUAUAUACGUGAAUAGAGCAACUCUGAAACUGAAAAAGAAUGAUUGUUUCCCAGACUACAAUGAGAAAACAAUUGUAAGUAAAGGGAAGAACUUCCAAAAUUAUGGAUUUAUUUCCAAACUUUCAUGUUAAAUUAUCUUUUCAUUUAAUUAUUUGAGUAUCAAAUUAUAUGUGGGAAUAAAGAGUUAUAUACAAACAUUACUAAAUGUUAUUAAGUAUUAAUAACCAAGGUACUUGCCAGGUGUUUGAGCUUAUUUUUAAAUUAAUGUUGUUUCCCAAUCAGUAUUCUUCUCAUCAUCCUUAAAGGGGCGAUGUGCUAGGGGGAGGGGGUGGGAGCUGUCAUCCAAUGUCACAGAGCUGAAUCCUCUUGUAUUACAAAAAAGAGGGUCUCACUGACCAGUAAAGUUUCUAGAACUUGUGAAGUGGUUACUCCUUUUUACAAAAGAUGUUAACUGCCCCCUUCUUAUCUGUAAAGUCAGUUACAUUAAGUUGAGGACUAAAGGAAAACCAGUCCCAACAAAAAUGCUCUUACCACAAUGUUCAAAAAACUGACAUCUCUAGUGUCUACUUAACAUCUCCACUUCUUUCCUUUUAUGGUGAUAUCUGCACAGUGUUUGAUUUGUCUUUUGUAAAAAUUGUACUAGACUUAGUGUAUGGUAGUAUAAGCUUGAAAUUUUUGCUCUGAGUUCAUCAGGUGCUUUUGUAAUUUUGUGGUUGGUGUGAAAUAUUUUGAGACAUCUUUUAUUUUCAUCUAGAAACAAGAUUAAAAUACUAUUUAUUGUAAAAUAUGUGGAAACCAUAUAUGUAUAUAUACUUAGAAUUUUCUGUGUACAGGGAAAUAUGUGUACACAUUUCUAUGUAAAUAAAAAGAUCUUUGGUAAAUCUGUCACAUGACUUUCAGGGUGCUUUUUCU